This is a messenger RNA of Medioppia subpectinata, 1293 nucleotides long. Lineage: Eukaryota; Metazoa; Arthropoda; Arachnida; Sarcoptiformes; Oppiidae. The record is from the annotation of a GenBank genome assembly.
AUGAUAAACAUUAAUGAUAAUUACAAUAAUGAGGACUUGGAUAGUCCGCCCAUAAUUAUAAAUCAUGUGCCAAACGACAUGCCCUAUCAUAUGGCAGACGAUCCGUCCAGUGAUGUGCCCAUCAAUAUGGACGACGAUUGCCAUAAAGACCCAUCAAAUGGUAAUCCGUCCACAUUUUACAACAAGAAGCCGUUGUCUUCGGCCAUUUCAUUGCCUAAUUAUGUGAACGGUAUGAACGGGGGAUCGCUUCCCAACUCUCCAAACAUCACCCGAAAGAUCAAACAAUCGGGUUUAUUGAGAAGUGUAUUGACACCGCCGGCCGUUCCCGGUUUCAGACCCCCGUCGCCGUCGCUCAGUAUCACUCGUCCCAUAUUUAAUGUCGAAGAAUUCAACAAUAGUUUUAUUCCUAAUGAAAAACAAAAGACAACGAAAGAAAAGAUGAAACGACUGGCGCCAGACUUCUCUCGCAAAGCGUGGAUCCAUCGGCUGAAGAAAUUUUUCCCAAUCUCUGUAUGGCUUCCGAACUAUAACUAUAAACACAAUUUGAUCGCCGAUAUAAUAGUCGGCAUUACAAUUGCCUCAUUUCAAGUGCCGCAAAGUAUGGGUUAUGCCUUAAUAGCGGACGUAAACCCAAUCUACGGCCUCUACACUGCAUUCUUUCCGCCACUAAUGUAUACAAUACUCGGCACAUCGUUUCACAGCUCUGUGGGUCCGGUGGCUAUUGUGGCCGGACUUAUGACCUCCAAUAUUAUAGUCGACGUCUCAAACGAUAUCAAUUUAAAUCACAUUACGAACGAUAAUUCAGAUGUGUUGCCGGGCUUUGAAGGCAUUCAAACAAUAGAUAUAGCGGUCAUGAUAUCCAUAAUUAUCGGUAUCUAUAUAUUCAUCAUGGGCAUUUUGCGCUUGGGUUUCAUAAGUAAUUACUUAUCCGACGAAUUGGUCGGCGGUUUCAUGACAUCGGCGGCCAUUCAUGUGUUCACAACUCAAGUGCAUUAUCUGUUUGGCGUGGGUUUGGCAAACCGGACGGGUAUACUAGUGGUGCCCAAGACUUACAUUGAGUUCUUUGAGAAGAUCAAAGAGGUCAAUCUGACCGCGUUUAUCAUCUCAAUCAUUUGCAUAUCUAUAUUGCUAUUUUUCAAGUUGGUCAUUGAGCAUCAGUUCCAGCGGAUGGGUCUUAAGCUCCCUUUCCCUAUAUAUCUGUUUAUUAUGAUUGGCGGUUGCAUUGCCUCCUAUCUCAUGAAUCUCAAGGGCGAGUAUCAAAUCGAUAUCGUGGGUGUAAUUCCCGAUCAGUAA